AUGGUGAAUGUCACGUUCCUGGAUGACGCUGGCCGCCUACCUGCACCGCUACGCCAGCCGGAGUACGCCUUUGGAGAGCCGCUUCCGCAAGCGGCUCUGCAGGCGGCGGUGGCGAACGCGGAUGUUCAGACGCAGCUGCUGGGCUGGGGCCAGGUCGCACAGGGGCCACCUCCACCAGCUGGAGGCAUCGGCAUCCCAGGUGCGGGCAAGUGUCUCUUGGCGGAGCCUUGUGGGAGUUGGGGGAUCGGUGAUGAGGCUCCUGUCGCACCCGUUGGGCCUCUCCAGUCCACGAAGGCGGUGACCGCGUGCAUGCUGGGUUCGGGGACCUCUGAGCCAGAGUUUGUGGAGUGGGUCGCCUCGCAGAGGGUCGCCAGAUUCCGCGAUGAGAAGAUUGAUUUGUGCGCCUCGGAGGUCGGCGACUGCCGCAUUAUGAAGCCGAGGUUCGAACUCGGUGUACGCAACCGCGGGUUCAGCAACGAGGUCUUGGAGAUGUUCGAGGAGUUUGAGUUCGACGGUUUCCCGAAGGGCCCGUGGAUCACGCUCGGUACAACUACCGCGCCCCGCUCGCAGGGCCUCGCGUGGCAGAUGCAGGCUCGAGAGUGGCCAUGGCCAGUCGCAGCUCGCGUCCCUCCAGGAGAUCGUUCGGUGCGCGAGUGCCAGCUGAUCUGCGUGGUGUUCCACGCGGUGCAGUGGGUCGACCAGUGUGAUCCCUCAAACCUUGUGGGCGCGGAGCUGUUGGUAAGCAACCCGGACUUCAACGCUGCAGACAUCAUCGUGGGCUGGGCCGAGACUCGCGGGGCUGGGAACGCCCCAGACGCGUUGAUGAGCUACGCCGCCAACAGGUUGAAAGACAAGGCGGCGAUCAUGAGGGAGAAGAGGAAUGCCAUCGACGAGUCCAGGCUCGGAGGCAAAGGCAAUCCCGAGAAGGGCAAGGGCAAGGGCGGCAAGAGUUAG
Messenger RNA from Prorocentrum cordatum, 954 nucleotides. The record is from the annotation of a GenBank genome assembly. NCBI's taxonomy places the organism in Eukaryota, Dinophyceae, Prorocentrales, Prorocentraceae.